AUGUUGCUCGUAUUGUUCGCUGUCGUUUCCGUUGCCCUUGCUCAAAAGGAGUGUUCCCACGGCAGGGACACGGGUAUGAGUUGUGAUGAGGAAGGAGGGCAACGAUUUUUCUUCGAUGAUCACACGAAAAGAUGUCAGCCAUUUUACUACAAGGGUUGUGGAGGUAACGAAAACAGAUUCAAAACCCGGGAAGAGUGCCAGAAGAAGUGCGGAAAUGUGAAAUCAGAUAGUGCUACUGCUGUGCAUGCCGUCUGUAAAUCUGGCGCUUUUGCCGCUGGCGCCACUUCGCUUGCCAAACCGCUAUCUUGUGAAGAAUGUCCCAAAGGCUACCAAUGCGAGGGUAAACUCUGCUGCCCGAAGAAAGAGUAUCUCUGCAAUCUGCAAUAUGAUGCUGGCAAAUUUGGCAAUAAGGGAUCACAUUCACCAAGGUAUUUCUACAGUAAAAACUACAAGAACUGUAUGCUCUUCACUUUCUUCGGACAAGACGGCAAUGCGAACAACUUCGAAUCGUACAACAAAUGCAAAGAAUUCUGUAUGUAG
This is a messenger RNA of Cylicostephanus goldi, 540 nucleotides long. The record is from the annotation of a GenBank genome assembly. NCBI's taxonomy places the organism in Eukaryota, Metazoa, Nematoda, Chromadorea, Rhabditida, Strongylidae.